AUGCCGCCCCGAAAAAGAAGCGCCCCCGAGGCUAUUGAAGAAGCUGCGCCAAAGCGAAGAUCUUCGCGACAAGCAGCAUCAAAAAGUCAAUCACAACCUGAAGCGGCUCCAGCGACAAAGGCAGCUCCAACAAAGAAAUCAGCAAAGAAACAGCAAGAUGAGCCAAAGCAACAAAAACCGGAUGCAGAAGCCAUAAAGACAAAGAAACCCGCCAAGAAACAAGAAUCUAACCAAUCUCGUUCACGCGCUACAUCCGAAGAUCCAGAUAUUGACUCCAUCCCCACGACAAAUCCCGAUGCGCCUAGACAUGAUGGACAGUGGUACUGGCUCAUGAAAGCCGAGCCUGAGACACGUAUUGAGAACGGUGUCGAUGUCAAGUUUUCGAUUGAUGAUUUGCGGACAAAGACAGAACCUGAAGGAUGGGAUGGAAUUCGAGCAUAUGCUGCGCGAAAUAAUAUGAGGAAAAUGAAUGCGGGCGACCUCGCCUUCUUUUACGCCAGCAACUGCAAGGAACCCGGUAUAGUCGGUAUCAUGGAAAUCGUCAAGGAAUUCUCCGAAGAUCGAUCUGCUCGCAAGCCAAGCGCUCCAUACUACGAUCCCAAAUCGACCAAGGAGAAACCCAUCUGGGACUUGGUGCAUGUCGAGUUCCGCAAGAAGUUCGCUGUGCAGAUUGGUCUCAAGGAGUUGAAAGAGCUGGGAAAGGCUGGUGGUCCGUUGGAGACGAUGCAGUUGAUGAAGCAGUCGAGGCUCAGUGUGAGUCAAGUCAGUGGUGAUGAGUUUAAGUUUUUGUGUGAGCUGGCAGAUAAGAAGGCGAAGGAUGCGGGAUUGGAGCACGAAGAGACCAAGCUGUGA
Fusarium poae is the source of this 852-nucleotide messenger RNA. RefSeq lists its product as uncharacterized. The transcript has 4 exons. The record is from RefSeq and is a predicted model, not a curated record. Gene Ontology annotation, cellular component: nucleus. The coding region runs from base 1 to 852 and encodes 283 amino acids. NCBI's taxonomy places the organism in Eukaryota, Fungi, Ascomycota, Sordariomycetes, Hypocreales, Nectriaceae.